Messenger RNA from Colletotrichum phormii, 1657 nucleotides. RefSeq lists its product as uncharacterized. NCBI's taxonomy places the organism in Eukaryota, Fungi, Ascomycota, Sordariomycetes, Glomerellales, Glomerellaceae. Bases 149 to 1423 code for a protein of 424 amino acids. Gene Ontology annotation, molecular function: flavin adenine dinucleotide binding; electron-transferring-flavoprotein dehydrogenase activity. The transcript has 3 exons. Gene Ontology annotation, cellular component: cytoplasm. The record is from RefSeq and is a predicted model, not a curated record.
GCCGCUAGAGUCCUGUAGCUCCAACCGGUCUUAUUCUUCCUCUUCCUCUUCCUCCUCCUCCUCCUCUGCAUCGUACCCUCCUCCAGACGUAGUAGUAGAUUCCCGUUCAAGUAACGACUCCUUUACGUUUCCGACAACAGCAGACAAGAUGGGCUCUCUUCCUGGUGCUAUCCCUCCCUUCAAGGUCUUCGUCAUCGGAGGUCUCUCCUACGCCGGUGUCUCUACCACCUUGAACCUGCUUGACCUGAGCAGCGGCAAGUCGCCUCGUCUCGCUCACGUUCCCUACGAGCACCACCCAGACUUCAAGAACGUCCCCGUCGAGAUCACCCUCGUCGACGAGCGUGAUGGCUUCUUCCACCUGAUCGGCUCCCCCCUCGCCUUCGCCGACUCCGAAUACGCAGCAAAGUCCUGGGUCAAGUUCGAGGACAUGGCCUCCCUCCAGCGCCCCAACGUCCGCUUCGUCCAGGGCUCCGUCUCCAAGGUCGACCCGGCCACCAAGACGGCCACCGUCCUCGACCACGCCACCAAGCAGCCCCAAGACUUCUCCUACGACUUCCUCGUCGCCGCCUCGGGCCUCCGCCGCGUCUUCCCCGUCGUGCCCCAGUCCCUCACCCGCAAGCAGUACCUCCUCGAGGCCGAGGAGCAGAUCCAGGCCGUCCGCAACGCCCCCGACGGCGUCGUCGUCGUCGGCGGCGGCGCCGUGGGCAUCGAGAUGGCGGCCGAGCUCAAGCUCGUCGAGCCCGACUCCAAGGUCACGCUCGUCCACUCCCGCGACAAGCUCCUCUCCUCCGAGGGCCUGUCGGACGAGUGCAAGGACAAGGCCCUCGAGCUCACAAAGGAAGCCGGCGUCAACGUCCUCCUGAACCACCGCGUCAAGGAGACGCGCAAGCUCGAACCUUUGGCAAACGGCCGCGCCCGCCACGAGAUCGAGUUCACAAACGGCGACAAGCUCGUCGCGUCCGAGGUCGUCAUGGCCAUCUCCCGCAGCGUGCCCUCGACAGACUACUUCCCCGCCGCCGCAAAGGACGAGGAAGGCUACGUCAAGAUCCACGCCAACAUGGUUCUCAAGGGCGACGUCCCCAACGCCGAGGACCACAUCGCCGUGGGCGACAUCUGCCUGUGGCCCGGCAUCAAGCGGUGCGGCACGGCGAUGCACAUGGGUCACUACGCCGCCAUCAACGCCCACCAGCUCAUGCUGGCCAAGCUCACGUCGCAGGCGCACAAGCCCACGUUCUCGGAGCUCGGCCCCGUCGAGCCCAUGAUCGGGUUGGCGAUUGGCAAGAAGGCCGUCGCCAGCGGGCCCGUUGUGGGGACUACGUGGGGUGAGGAUGUCAUGCACGCGUACUUUAGAGACGACCUCGGCUUUACCAUCUGCUGGAACCACCUUGGUCUCGGAAAGGCCCCCCCGACUCUUGACUCUUGAGUUCUUUAUGAGCAAGAAAAGAAAAGAAAAAUUUAAACAAAAUGGAUUUUAAGGGUUUCUUGGGUUUCAAUGGUGUUCUUGGGAGUAAAAUUAUGACGACGAAGACGACACGACGCAAUAAAGGUCCGUCUCUUGGGUAGUUUAGACUAAAUUGGCUAGACUUUUGAAAUGCAAAUGAUGUUUCUCAUGAGGCCUCGGAUACACAGUACUCUAUCGAUUCCGUCUCUCAAUUUU